AUGGUAUGAGUCAGUGUACCACCUCUGUUGCAGUCAGGAGACCCAACUGGAUGAGGCUACACUGGGUGGCCAGAGGAGUCACCUUCCUGGAAGGGGAUGAGGCCAGGAGGGAGGUUGCGCAGGCACGGGGCCCAGGGCUCCACCAAGCAACUGUCAUGGCUCCGAGGAGAUGGGGGCGCCUGCCAACGUACCCCGCCCCAUGAUCUCAUAGCUGCGUUUGCCAGGCGCUGGCUCAGGGAGCAGGCGCUGGCAGCAAGGGUUGGGCACAGAGCCCAAGGACAAGAAGGCGGGAAGGCCUCAAGGGACAACAACAGAGCCGUCUCCAUGGGGCUGAGACGCGAGGUCCCUCCAGCCUCCAGAUGCCACCUUUGGCUAGUGACGCCCCAUCUCGGCUCCUCUUCCCAGGCCCCCCGAUUGCCCACCCACCCCCAAAGGACAACAGAAAAGGGGAGGAGAGACUCCCUCUUCCUCCCCAAGGGUCAGUCUCUCCAUUUGCAUCUCUUUCGGCUUCUCUCUGCUCCAAAUCGCUGGCCCUGAACAGGAUGCUACCAUUUCGAAGCAUGGAGAGCUUGCUGGGCGGGAGACGGAUGGUCAAAUAUUGCCAUUCUUGAGGGUGCUACAGGCACGCAUCUAAAUGCCAGCUAAAAGUGACUAUGAAUCCCUAAAUAGAUGCCUCUGUCCUGGUUCAGGCUGUCCCCAGAGGUGUCAACCCUAGUCCCAAGGCUCUCCUGAGUAUUGAUCCUCAACUCUUCCUCCCGAGGAGGCCCCCCACAAGAACUCCCCUCCACCCACCACGAUAUCCACCUCUGGGGUCAAGAGACCCCUCCACGCGGCUCUAGUUGGAUAAAAUGCCACUCUUGGACUCAGCACGGGGACACCUGGUGGAAACCCCAGGCCUCAGAGUGAAGAGUCAUCUGCGUCUGAGGACUGCAGUCAGAGCCCUGCUGGGCCAUCAGAGGCUCCAUUUGCCUCUUGAUUCAAAGGUGAAUCCCUCAGUUUGGGCGGACAGCUCUGUCCCUCGGGGUGCUCUGUCUGCUCCCCAUUGCACUCUCACCUCAGCCAGCCUCCCUCUGCAUGCCUCCCUCUCCCCAGCAGGGAGCCCUAGCCAGUCGUACCCCUUCUACCUGCUCAGCCCUGCUUCCUGGCUGACCCUCCUACAGGGCGCCACCCGGGAUUUGCCCCUCUCCCUCCUCAACCACUGCCCAGCACUACUGCCAGAGGCACGUCUGCUGUUCCCACCUUGGACCGCAGCCUGGGAUGUGCCGGUCACCCUGCAGUGAACGCCUCGAAAACCACAGCAGUGGUUUUCCUCAAAUCCUGGGUCUAUCCCACCCUCUCCCCCACCCACAGAAUCUAUCCUCCCCUCCCAACUCCUGGCCUUCCAGGUCCCUCUCUGUAUAGGAAGUGGGUAGACUAAGGGUCCCUCCCAUUCAGGAGCUCUGUGAAUCUGAGGUUUCUCUCCGCCGCCCCAAGCCCAGGCCCAGGCCCGAAGCAGCCACGCAUGGAGACGGGCUGACUGCAGGUCU
Molecule: messenger RNA, 1526 nt
Organism: Aethalodelphis obliquidens (Pacific white-sided dolphin)
Lineage: Eukaryota; Metazoa; Chordata; Mammalia; Artiodactyla; Delphinidae
Product: long intergenic non-protein coding RNA 2874
Source: RefSeq, a predicted model, not a curated record